Messenger RNA from Toxorhynchites rutilus septentrionalis, 23440 nucleotides. Its product is annotated as carboxypeptidase N subunit 2-like. The transcript is spliced from 3 exons. The coding region runs from base 1 to 2496 and encodes 831 amino acids. NCBI's taxonomy places the organism in Eukaryota, Metazoa, Arthropoda, Insecta, Diptera, Culicidae. The record is from RefSeq and is a predicted model, not a curated record. Gene Ontology annotation, cellular component: plasma membrane. Gene Ontology annotation, molecular function: protein binding.
AUGGUCCGUUAUUUUAAAUUUGGCCUCUAUCAAAGAACGAACUGUGUUAAAAUUAGUGAAAACGUGAUCUAUCAAAGUUCUACUGUGUCUAGUAAUUCUAGUUACAUCGGAAACAGUCUGUUUCAAAUAUUCGCUGCUGCAAUCCGAACGAGCGUCAUCGACAGCGGAGAUUGGGCUGAAGUAUCAUCAUUGAAUAACACGCUCUUACACACACCCUUCAAGAUGCUAUCGAGUAGCAUGAACGUCACACCGGUCACGAUUCUGCUCCUGGCCACACUUCUACUACCAAUCGGCCGAGCCGGGCUGGCGAACUGCCCCAUCGGGUGUCAGUGCGACGAUGACACACUGGUGGUAACGUGUGGCGAGGGCCACCUGGACGUGCUUCCGAUCGUGUUGAACCCAUCCCUCCAGCGGCUGGUGAUCAAAAAUAACAAAAUCAAAACCAUCGACUCGUCGAUGCAGUUCUACGCCGAGCUAACCUUCCUGGAUCUUAGCUAUAACCACUUGUUCAACAUGCCUCCGCGGACGUUCGCCUAUCAGAAGAAGCUGAAAGAGUUGCACCUGAACCACAACAAGGUGGGCUCAAUUUCGAACAAAACCUUUCUUGGGCUGGAGUCCCUGUCGAUUCUGAAUCUCCGGGGGAACUUCCUGGACGAGCUGACGGAUGGUGUGUUCUCCGGGCUGAAGAAACUCGAAGAGCUCAACCUGGGCCAGAACCGAAUCGGUCGGAUCGAUCCGAAGGCAUUCGAUGGGUUGGUGAACCUGAAGAUGCUGUAUCUGGACGAUAACACGCUAAGUGCGGUUCCAUCGCCAGCGUUCGGUUCGCUGGUUAGUUUGGCGGAACUGUAUCUGGGAAUCAAUUCGUUCUCGACUAUCCCGAAGGAUGCGUUCGUCAAACUGAACAAACUGAGUAGAUUGGAUUUGAAGGGAGCAGCCCUAUCGAACGUGACCAGUGAAAGCUUCAACGGGUUGGAAGAACUACGGACGCUAGAUUUGUCCGACAAUCGACUUAGUCGAAUACCGACGACGGAGUUGAUGGCGCUGACUCGGCUGGAAGAGCUGGCACUUGGCCAGAAUGAUUUCGACAGUAUCCCGCUGGCCGCUUUCGCUGGUAUGGGUAACCUGAGGAAAUUGGACAUAUCAGGUUCGCUGAAGUUGAACCGAAUCGAGAGUGGGGCAUUUUCGGCGAAUGCCAAUCUGGAAGAAAUUGUGAUAGCGUCGAAUAAGGCGCUCAGUGAGAUACAGGAUGGGGCGUUGAGUGGAUUGCCACACCUCAAAAAGCUGGUGUUGAAAGAUAACGCCUUGGCAACCCUUUCGGAUGGGUUGUUUUCCUGGAAUGAGCUGGUGGAUUUGGAUUUGUCGGAAAAUCCGAUGGUUUGUGAUUGUCGGAUUUUGUGGCUGAGAAAUAUGUUGGUGAAUAAGAGUAAUACCAGCCAGAAUCAGUUCCCGGUGGUGUGUGCAUCGCCUGAUCGACUGCGAGAGCAAACACUGCAGGCCUUAUCACCGGAACUGUUGGGCUGUUCGCAUACGGAUCCCCGUGAGCAGGCGAUUAUCUGCGCAGUGUUGGUCGCAGCUGCGGCAGUAAUCACCACUCUCGCACUGGUGAUCUACAAGUGCCGAAGGAGGAUCCGGGAAGUGGUGAAAGGUGGCUGGGGAAACAGUGCCAUCGGGCGGAAGGAGCGCGAGUAUCAGAAGACUUUCUCCGAGGAGGACUACAUGGGCCGACAUCCGAAUCCGUGCGGAUUGGGACUAGAGGCUCCCCCUCCACCGCCUCGGAGGGGAGGUUCGCAGCAUCAAAUUUGCCCCGGCAGCAACUGCAACGGAACGGCCACUACCUUCCUGCAGCUCAGUCAGGAGCAUCUGAAGCAGCCGGGAAUGAAACUCUUCCCCAACUACACCCCACCGAUCGCACCACAAAGCAGCAACGCCACUUCCGCCAACUUCUCGACGCUGUCCAGCAAUGUCAGCAAUCAUCACUACCACCAAAUCACCUACCAGACGCAAACCCUCGCACCACUACGCAUCAGUCAGGAGCAUUUCAGCAGUAAAACGAACACAUUCGUUGGGCCUGGUGGCGGCGGCGGCUCCGGCGGCCUGCCAAAUGGUCGCCAAAAAUAUCAAACUCAUCAUCAUCAUCUCCAACAGCAUCAGCAGCAUCAGCAGCAGCAGCAACAGGAACAACAGUCCCAUCACGAACUGUCCGACCACGAGCGGGAUGACGAUGACGAUGUGCUCGUUGACAACGAGGAUGACAGCAAUAGUGCGACCACUUCACCACCGCCAACGUCUUCCUCGCCAACACCUCCGGAGCUGCCGAUCCGCAACGGUUUGGUUGCGAAUUACAAUGUAAAUACGCUAAAUCACAUCAACAAUAAUACGCUCGUCACUGGUGGCGGCUCGAAAAUUCCGGCCACUCCGGUGGCCACGGUUAGCAGCGCCGUCGAGCGGCCGAUUGUGUCAACCGGGGGGCGCAGAUCACUGCGACACUAUCACUGAUAGAGAGCGAGGCGCGGGCGUUGAGAUGAUAAUUCCGAACCGAAGUGUUUUUUUUGUACAGUCUAUUUAUCUUCAUUAUGACAGUUUUUACUUUUGUACUCGAGAGCAAGUAUCGAAUCGAAUCGACAUUCUGUAUUAUAGCGAAUCGAUUUAUGUAGGUAGGUGUAGGAGGUGUCCUCGCGCUCGCGGGAGCCAGGCUUCAGCAAAUACAUUCGACAAUUGUGCCGCGUGAAUGCGAUGAAACAAGAGAGGAAAUAUUAUUCCUCAAUUUAAAUCAAUUAGCAUCGUGUCGGUUUCGAGAGAGAAUGGCGGUGCCUUUGGGCUGUUUGAGUUUUAAAUUGGUGCUAUACUAUCGGAGAAAAUAUGCUACUCGUAUUUCUCAGUUUUCUUCGAGGAUUUGUGUGACAAUUGGGAUGCUGUGGAAGGGGAGUGUAAACGAUAUUUUGGUAUGGAUUAAUUUGAUAAUGCGCCGAUGUGACCUGUUUUCUCAGUUUUAGGCAAUAUUUAUGCUCUGUUUGUUCGACAGACUUGGUUUUGUUCAUUGUAGUUCAAAUGUUACGCUCGGUUCUAUCCUAAGAGUCCAACAAUUUUGUUAGUAUUUGGAGUAAGACGGUGUGGUCUCUUUCUUUAGUGGAAAAUAUCGUAUUCUUGUGUACUCGAUCUCUUAUGUUUCUGUUUUGGUUCAUGUUCAACUGAUAAUAAUUCAAAUCUAUUGACUUUUCUAGAAUCUUUUGAGAUUUUAACUUCUAUCUCGUUAAGGAUCUAACGAUAGUCUUCAGAUUUCAGAUGCAGUUUUAGAUACUAUUUACCGUUUUUGCGUUAGGUACGAGCAUAUAGUCCCCUAAUUUUGAAUGACACUGAAUAAAGUCUUAAUUAUACAGUGACCGGUAUAAAUUGAAGCCCACGCCAUUUCAUUUCAAAGUUUUAGUUGUGACAUCACGUUUGAAAGCAAGAACAACAAUUGUUUGAUUGUUUCAACAUAGUUUCUUAUGUUCUCAAUGCAUUCAAUCCAACUCGAUUCAUAACAAAUGUAAAAAGGGGGUUUUCUGAUAAAUGGGAAAAAGGGUAUGACAAUAACACGAGCCCACAAUCAAUGGGUACAGGAUAAAAUUUUUCUAAUGGGGAAAAUGAUGGCUUCAGGAGUGGAUAUGUCCUCCACUUGCUUCAAUGGCUAGUUGAAGACGUUUUGACAUACUGUCAGCGAGGAUCUGGAGAUGGUGUGGAUUGACAUUGUUCCACGCUUUCUGAAGAGCUGCAGAAUAGUUGUAUUUGUCAUUAUUGUUCAUAUUACAGUCCAAAAUAGCCCAUAAAUUUUCGAUAGGAUUAAAGUCUGGGCUCUGAAGAGGCCAUUCGAGAGGUUUUAUGCGACGAGAAUAAAAAUAUGCCUUCGUUUUUUUAGCUGUAUGCUUAGCGUCAUUGUCUUCUUGAAAUAAAAAACCGGAUCGUAGCUUAGCUUUCCGCACAGAAUCUGACAAAUUCCCCGUAAUCGAUUGAGUACCGAGCAAUUUUUUUUGAGCAUAAGCCAAAAAUGCGGAUGAGUUUUGUGUAUAUUUAAAAAAAAUUAUAAUAGAAGUACCGGUAAGUUUCUUCGUUUUUUUUCAAAAAUUAAAAAAAUAGUUACAAAUUUUAUAUUCAAAGUAUUGCCCAUCACUAGUCAUAACUUUUUCCUAUCUUUCUGGCACGGAUCCAUUUGCGGAAAUAAUCGGCCGGUUUGUCGGUUAACCACGAAUCGAUCCAAUUUUUGACUUCAUCAAUAUUGGAGAAGUGCUGGUCAAUCAGGCCAUGUUGCAUCGAUCGGAAAAGGUUGUAAUCGGACGGAGCAAUGUCUGGAGAAUACGGCGGGUGGAAGUAUAUAUAUACGGCGUUUCAGAGUAUGUUUUGACCGAUUUCGUGACAUGCGGUCGAGCAUUGUCGUGCUGCAAAAUAACUUUAUCGUGUCUUUGCUCGAAUUGUGGCCGUUUUUACUUCAGUGCCUGGCUCAAACGCAUCAAUUGUCGUCGGUAGAGGUCCCCCGCAUUCGGUUUCAGCAGCUCAUAGUACACCACAUCCAGCUGAUCCCACCAAAUAGACAGAAUAACCUUCUGGUCGUGAAUAUUCCGCGCGGCCGUCGAUGUUGAUGCAUGGGGUAUCCAUACGUUGUCCGACGUUUAGGAUUGUCUUGAUGGACCCACUUUUCAUCGCCAGUAACGGUUCGAUGCAAAAAAAAAACCUUUCUUUUAUGCCGUUGGAGCAGUUGUUCGCACGUGAAAAAAAUACGUUCGACGUCUCGUGGCUUCAAUUCAUACGGCACCCAAUGUCCUAUUUUCCGUUGAUCAUUCCCGUUGCUUUUAAACGACCGGAUAUGGUUUGCUGAGCUACUCCAAGUGCAUCUGCAAGUUCUUGUUGCGUUUGUGACGGAACUUGUUCGAGUAAAGUCUCCAAUUUUUCAUCUUUAAACUUUUUUGGCGGUCCGGAACGUUCUUCGUCUUCCAAGACAAAAUUACCACUUUCAAACCGUGCAAACCAAAUCUGACACUUUCGCUCAGUUGGAUCAUGGUCACCAUAAACUUCCACCAAAAUGCAAUAACUUUCCGCAGCUAUUUUAUUCAUAUUGAAAUAAUGAAGUAACACUCCCCGCAAAAACACUAUCGUUGAUAUGAAAAAUAUUCGAAGUGUCAAAAAACUAUGUUGUUUACCCUUCAACUUUUUGACAUAUACUGAAAAAGACGCGCAAUGACAGUAGCUUUCCAACGAAUGUCUGGAAAUUUGAUUCACUGGAAUAAUAAUCAAUUUACGCCAUCUAUUGUAAAACCGAAAAAAAACUUACCGGUACACCUAAUAAUAAACCUAGAUAACUUAUUAGGUCACAAUAGUUGUGUUAAAGAAAAAAAAGUAUUAAAAGUGGUAUUUAUAAAAUUUAUCACCAUUUACAUAUUUAUAUGUUUUUUUAAAUAAUGAGAACAUUUUAAUUACACAAAUUCAUUCACAAUUAUGGUUUGCUGCAAAAAGCGCGUGAAGUCCUCUUUUAGAAAUUGAGUAAAUUAGACUUUAUCUUUUCACUUUUCCCUUACACAUCGCCUUAAAUUUCGCCCUGGUAGCUUUUCAAGUGAUUUUCAAAAAUCUCUUAAAUACAACAAAAAAUUGGUACGCAAUAGAAUCUAGAUUUAUUCAAUUUGUACCCCCAAUAUGCUCCCGAAAAACGUAAUCCUACGUUAAAAGGUGCCAAAUCAAUAAAGUUAACAUAAAACAAGAAGAGCACUAUCGCGCUCCCUGCACUUCCGGCAUAUAACAAGAGGAGCGCUAUCUCCCGUCCUCAAACGGUUAAGGAUGUCAAUGUUGACGUCAGCAGUAAUUGUACCGGUGAUUCGUACCAAGGCGCCUAGAAGUAUAUCCUAAGGUGGGCUAAGGUGACUUGCUAAAACCACUCUUCAGCCAUCUUGGAAGUCUACUGUGUUUUGCUUGUAAAUAAAACACAAUACGCUAGUGCCGAAGCACGCUCGUGAUCAGUCUGUCUCUUUCACGCUACAAGCAAAUAAUUCCCCUUCUGCUUUCUUCCGUACUGUUUUCAUAUACCGCUCCCCUAACCAAUAUAGUGACGAAACGGCCUCACCUUAGGAUAUACUUCUAUGCGCUUUGAUUCGUACUAGGUUGCCCACUCCAGACCAAGGAAAACACCCCCACACCAUCACGUUACCUCCUCCAUGCUUCAUCGUAGUUUGCAAAUGACGACCCUGUAAGCCUUCUUCAUAUUUCCGCCACGCCCGUUCACGUCAUUUCAUAUUAAAAAGUUCAAAUUUGGACUCAUUGGUCCACAAAAUACCAGAACAAUUUAGAUUUGUUUAUAUGUUGCUGAGCAAAUUUUAAGCACAUAACUUUAUUCACUUUGCUGAUGAACAGAAUCCUCUUCGUGAAUCUGCUUUUUUUCCUUUCCUUGAUUAUACGGUAACUUUCGUAACUUUGAGUGAUUCUUGCAUAUGCUCGAUCAUCUGUUUUCCGGGGACGGUCAUUUCUAGGGCGACCAAAGGUUUGAUGUAUUUCUACGAUUUCACGAACAGCUCCCCGACUGACCCCAAACUUCUCAGCGAUCUUCUGCUGAGACACUUGGUUCAAUUGAUCUUUAACUACAAGAUUUUGAACUUGUAUACUAAUUUGCUUUCCAAUCAUGCUCCUUUCCACUGAUGAACCUUUUGUGUAAGUGACUUUCUGCUCCAAAAGUUUUGGUGAAAAAUCAAACGCGCCUUGUAAACAAUGUCGGAAUACGUCUGAAGUGUCAAAUCUGUCUUCAAAGAGGUACUUACCGAUAGAUUUUUCAAUCUACAUCGAGUCUUUCACAUUUUUUUCGCACUGGGCUUUUGUUUUUGUCAUACCUUUUUUCGAUAUAAUAUAAAUAAAAUUACUGAAACACAAUGUCAACGGCUUAAUAUGGAAUAGAAUACACCCAACAUAAUAAAAACAAUGUUGUAGCAGCAAUUCAAUAGUAUCUGAAGUGAGAAAAUUGAUGAAAAUUAUAUAUUCCAUGAGAAGAAUUGAAAAAAUAAUGCAUGAUUGGUUUUUUUUUUAUGCCAGUCACUGUAUAUGCAUCGUUGAGCAGGACUAUGUUGAGUUCAUUCCGGAAAAGAUUCAGAUGUACGGAGACAGUACAUACCUUAUUAAAACAGAUCCAAUUGACAGGCUUCCGAGAAAAAAUUCUAAUUCGAUUUUUUUUUUCAUCAUGACGAAUUAGUUUACUGUCGUUGUCAUCAUAAUCACAGAGACCUGAAUAGGUUUACUUACAGUCAUGAAUUCAAUCUUUAGUGUGAUUCGAAGUCAAAUCCUAGUGUAAUUAAAAGCGUCGUAUGACGGAUAUUGAUUUAAGUAAAAAAAACUGACCACCUAGGGGUAACCAAUGAAAUACGCUUAUGAAUAGCAGCCACGUCAAAAUCAUGAUCUAGAUUCUAGAAGAUUAACGCGAUAUUCGAGAUGCAAUAAUCGGUGCCUGCUUAUUGACCGCUGAGUCCAUUGCAAUACAUGCUUUAUAACCUUGCAUCAGGAAGCACACCUCAUUCGAAGUCAGAUGCUUUAUCAUAUAGAGGUGCGUUGAUUUAUUUAGUGAUAAAAAUGUCCCCCUUUGUCACAAUAAGUAACGCAAACUCGCAAACGUACAAAAUAGUCUCUUGAUAAAAUCUAACUGCACUGUGUUUGUUUCACAAAUACGAAUAAUUGGCUGAAACUAAGACAUGCAUACAAUAUUUCUAAAACCCGUAUCCAUAGAAGCUUCCGCACGGAUCCUAUCAAAGUAUUCGGUAAUGUUGGUGUACAAAGCCACAAACGGUCCAAAAAACUCUCCUGUACAAGAAUCGAUUCCUAUUUGAAACUAUCUUGCGCAAAUUAUUCGUCAACCCAAUACGCUCAAUCCAGAUGUCUACAGUCAACAAAUGGACCGUUUGAAACUAGCGGUUCACCAGAAACAUCCUGAAUUGGCCAAACAGAAGAAGCGUUGUGUUCCAUCGGGAAAACGAAUGGCCACACCCGGAGUUGUGUCGCUUGAUUGGGCCAUUACCACAUUUUUCUCGCAUUGUAAAACUACCUGAGUGAUAAGAAAUUGAGAGCCGGAAAAAAAGGUAUCUACGCUCAAAAUCUUGUUCCUCCAGCUUAAGCUUUCGUUUCUAAAACUUUGAACUUACACCUCCGUAAAGAAAUGAAAGAACGUCAGAAAAUUCGGGUCCAAAUAUUUUCGAAAAAAAAUAAACACAGAAGGUUUGAGCAAAAAUUUAUUUCCAGUUGAUUCCUAGAAAGAAUCAACUGGAAAUAAAUUUGCUGAAAUUGCUGCCAUUUCUUGAUAAGUAACUUACUUCAAGAAGAUAACGAUAUUUGCUACAACCAGGACACGACAUAGUCAUAUUCAACUGAGGAUAGUCAGCGGACUAAGAAGAAAUUCUCAUUCGUAUUCAAUUGGAAAUGACUUUUGGCUUCUUCACGCAGUUUCUCCGUCGGGCGUUUAGUCGCUAUUUACCUCUACGACUCGACUAUCUGAUUUCAUUCUUUCCCUUCAACAGGACUUCAUUGCAUUUUGAAGUGAUUCCCCUAAAAUGAAUUCGUUUCUCUCUCUCUCUCGCAUGUAUCACGUAUGCAUGUAUCGAUGUUUGAGUUCAACGUGGUUUGACAUAUGCUACAGGUGAGCUAGACUUUUCGUAUCGUACACGAAAAUUACUCACACGUAUAAAAUAGCGUGCAGUGUUGUGUUCAGAACCACUGACAAAUUUGAUUUUGUUGAUAUGAACCUGUUUUUCUGUAGUUUUUUUUCACAAAAUUGAACUCGAAGACAAAGUGAAUUAAAAUUUUAUUUAGAAUUCCUCCCGGACUGCAAGCUAUUUGCUAAUACUAACGCGAGAAGCUUCAUAGCAUACCUAAUAACUGUCUAAGUCCGUUGGUUUGAGUUCACGGUGGAUAGACAAUAAACCGUUCAUUAAUGGUGUAACUACUUUUUUUCAUCAGAAAUCAAGUUUUCGUUUCACUUUAUAUGGACGUUUGAAUAAGAUUGUGUACGCGUGUGGAUUGAAGUCAGUUGAAUGAAGAGGCAAAUUUGUAUUCAUUCGUCACGUCAAUUGUAAUAAGUAUUGACUAGAAUAGUUCAUCAGUCAUCCUCGCUCUCAACACAAGUCAAUUUAUUUUCUAGUCAAUUCACUUUGCCGAAGUAGUCCUAGUCGAAGCUAAAGAGAGGAAAGUCGACCUUCAUUUUUCAUCUUCGAAGAUUUCUGGCCCUGGCUACAACAUAUGUAAAAAUUGGUUUUAUCACUUCCUCGCACCUUCCUACGAUCUUUUGCACCUUUCAUAGCGUCAAAAUCGAUACGGUUACUUCUCACCGCAUGAUGUCGCAUACUCAUGAUCAAAAUUUGUAGUUAGGGUGUUUUUUGAAAUUUCCUCUAGCGACGAAUUCUUUUUUAUUCUCUCGAACGAAGCUUUAAAAGUUCAUUCGUUUCUUGCCUUGAAAACGGCCAAUUCUAUGUAAGAUCCUAGUAUUGGACAGACGAUCAUUCGUUCAAUUUCCUUAUAUCGUUUAUUUUAUAGAGGCUUUAAACUGAAAAGUUUAUUCGUCUUCGGUCUUCAAACUUCUUCUUCAUUCUUCUCAAACCGAUGUCACAAAUCUAUGGAAAAUUAGAAGCUCCCCGUGUCUAAAUGUGGUGUCUAAUUGAAGAAAAAUAUGGUACCAAGCGCUCAAAAUUCGAUAAUUUUUCGUGACGCAACCCAUUUUUAGUUUUUCAAUUUACAGCCCCAAUGCGUUCCUGGAAGACGUAAACCUACGUAAGAAGCAUUCUCUCCUGUCGGGCAAUUCUGAAUCAGUCGUUCCCAUGCUAUAUUUUCGUACCCGAUAGAACAACGUUACGGCGGCAAAUCUCAAAUCAGCGGUUGCUCGAAUCACAAAAUGAUAUCGCAUAUACUCUGAGCAUUGAGCGUGUUUUAACCAUACAGUAGCAGAAAUAUAUUCAUUAAUUCUUUGUUCUUAAGAGGCUUAAAAACUUUGCAGUUCAUUCGCCUCUACUCGCAGGGACACUGAUUGGCGGGCUCUUUUCUAUUCUCCCGCUCGGGCGCUCUCGUAGAACAUCGAAGCUAUGCCGGAGUAGAUUUCAAGACCCUGAGAAAUGCCAUUUGAGAAUCUUUUCAAAAAUUUAUUGACUGAUUGCAGACCCGGUGAUUAGAGAAUGAAGAGCGAAUUGAUAGAUUUAUUCUAUUUUUUUUAUUAUUGUUAUUUUUGUUACCGAUCGAAGCCUUUCCGCCUGAACCAGGAACUUCAUUCAUAUGUAGUCUUGAAAAAGAACUAUUAGACAAAAAAAAUCUCACCCACAACGGCGAGUGAGCAGGGUGCAUUAUCGUAAUGCAAUAACCAUGAAUUGUAUUUCAUAAAAUCUCGUCUUUUGUAUUGUUCCUUUCAAGCUGCACAUUACCUCAAGGAAUUUCUCCCAAUUCUGCUCUGCGAAUGAUGUGAGAUGGCUUGAGUCACAGUUUCUCCAAAAGCGUAAUAUGCUCUUAGACGAGAAUUGGAGUCAUGUCCUAAGCUAACAAACAACGUGACAUACAAAUUGAAGAGAGAGGCUGAACGUGAAUGUCACUAUCAGAUUACGUAACACAGCAAAUCCUGAACCGAAAAUCCCGGUAAACGUUGGAAAAAUAAAUUUCGGUAAAAGAUUAACGUUCUGAAGUAUCAGAAUAUAACCAUGAUUAGAAAGGGAGUAUUCUGAUACUUUAGGACGUUAAUCUUUUGCCGUGUCUUCUACGAGUCGUGAUUUCUACGGAGCUAUGCGGUAAAUAUAAGUAGUUUUAGAUGAAAGACAUCGAUAUAUCAUCGACAGUAUCUUUAUAGAAACCCCCUAAUUCAUCGGGUAUUCAGGUGGUAGCACCAGUGGUCACUUGCACUGUGCCGUUUCCAUUCUCGGAUUCAUCAAUUUCAGGCAAAUUUGCCCAUUCCUCAAUAGGAAAAAAAAUGACAACGCUCAAUUGAAGCACUAAUUUAACACUUCAGUUCCAAAGCCAAAUUGGGAAAAGCGUCGGUCAUGGUUAAACCGGGAGCCACAUUUACGCUAUCUCAUCGCAACCGCCUUUCAUCGCCCAUUGUCGUUAUCUCCCCGUCUUUUUUCUCUCUCUUCAUUCAAAAUUAAACCACCCGGAUGACCCCUUGCCGAUCCCUGUUGCGGGAGAUAGAAAGCGAGGCGAGGGGUUUCACCUCUAUGAAUAUCUAAAACCGUUCGUUCUCCAAUAAGUAUGAUUGAUGGACCUUCAUUUGGUUGGUUGGUCUCCCGAGUGCUGCCCGGAACGAAAAGGUGAAAAAUUCCAUCUGCAAGCGUACGGAGCGGCCACAGCGAAUUACUUGUUCUUCGCAUCUCACCACGGUACCUUCCUCCGACUCCGGUGGAUCGGUGGAUCACCCAAAUUAGACUGAAGACGAAGUGAUUCUAGAUUGGCAAUUAAUUUGGUUGAGCUCAAACUCGAAACCGGACGGCGCAAAAAGUUGGCAUUCUCAAUGGGUAAACGUUGGACGAAUCAACACUGGAGAACGUAUUGUAGGGAAGACAAGAUAAUUGAUGAUCGAUUAAGCAGUUGCAGCUGGAAGCUCGUGAACCCUAUUCAAAUUUAUCCGAGGAAGCGAACGUGGCGCGGAUUUUUUGGCUUACCGUUGACCCUUUCGCCCUGGAAAUGUUUGACUUGCGGAUGCAAGAAUUACACAAUAACUGGAAACACCGAUAUCAAAUUUUAUGAGCAAAAUUUAAUUAAUUGUCCCAUUUUGUUUAGCAAUCGUUUGUAAUAGUCCCUUCCUAAACGUUUUAUCCCGCUGCCGGUGUAUGGUGAGUUCCCCACCACCCAUCUAGACAAAAGCACCAGACUUAAUCAAGACGACCAUCACGCGCCAAAGCUUGGUUCAAUUUCCUCUUCUAAUUAGACGCUAAUUAAAACAAUUUCUGUCAGUCCUCGCUGUGUGGAAACAGGGGGAGGCGAGCGCUAACGGGGGCUCUACACUGACUGGCGCGAAAGAAGAUCUACCCUCAAUCCGUGAGUCUGUGAUUUGUAUUCAUUUUAUAAACAGCUGAAAGCAAGGGCUUAUUUUGUAUUAAUAUUGAUGGUCUUGGUCCGAAAAAAAUAGAAGAUUUCUGAACUAAAACCAGAAUCAGUUGCCAUAACGUGAUAAAGAUUCUAUGUUAGUUAAAUCGGAUAAACCAAGUCAAAACGAAUUGCUCAAAGCCAAUGUAACCACCCUUUACUUCGAAAACCAAUUGCAACGGUUUGGGAGUUUCUUGGGUACUGAGGAACAAUGUUUCUGUACUAAAUAAAGGCGAAUGAACUUAAAAGUUUAAGGCCUCUUUAAAACAAAGAAUGGAAUGGAAUCUGUACAGCAAAAAAAAAAGUUAUUGUUAAAAUUGCGGAAAACCCCCAGUAUGCUCAAAUGGGUGCACAUCACAUUCAUAAUGUGUUUUGCGCUACUUGAAUAUAAUGAAUUGCGGUGACAGACGCCUCUUUCAAUGUUGAUAACCAGCAAUAUAAAGAUUGGAAUGAUUGCAGUACUAAAUGUACUGAAUAAAAUAGACCUCCUACAGAAAGACAUCUGUAAGACAUCCAUUCCUUCUCGUUUGUAAACGACACCGAGACCACCGUUGAAGCCGUACCGUUUAUGUAAGUCCGUGAUUCGCAUGAAUUCGAGACAGUAUUUCCCAUCUUCAGGCGUGUACUACGACCUCGACCAAUUUCGCUUGAAGCUUGAUGUUCAGACUCUUAUCGAUUGGUACUCCGAGGAAUUGAGUGUUUUUCUCUUCAAGGAAAUUUUCCGAAACGUAUCUAGGAUUUUCUUUUCUAGCAAUUAUUUGUACAAUUGAUGGCAAAUUCACGGUUUCUUAUGUGUUCAUAGAGUUGUCUACUACUUGAGCACUUGAUGGGACCGGAUCGUCAGAAAUAUGAGCGUCAACUAAUCGAUUACCGGUUACCCAAUCAACUCCGUGAUAGUCUUUCUCGUCCUAUCAGGAACGGGGAUUGUAUUGUAUUCGCACACCACCGGAUAGUGAUCGGAGCCUAACUGUGUAAUCGGUUUCGAUAAGGGUGAAUACAAGAGAAACAAGUCUAAUGUGUAAGAUUAUUUUGAUGAUUACGGAAAUAUCGCUUAAUCCUCUAUGUAAAUGGGAACACUUUCCUGAGCAGAGAUAAUCAGUAAUUGAUCAUUUUUAUGACAGUUAUGAUUCCGCUAAAAGUCUUGAGGAUCAUCGAGAUUUCCUGCAAUCCCGAACCUUGCUUUAUUAUUUUAACCCAUUUUUGGCCAAGCGUUCGAAAUAUCGAACAGCAACUGCAAAGCAAUUUUCAUGGCUUUGGAAAGCAACCAUAUGGUAAGAUUUUGACAUCAAAUGAUAGCUUAGUUUAUUAGCUACCACUUACCAUCACUUUCAUUCAAUUUUACAUAAAUUGAUUGGGCAGUAAACUCGGUUGAAAGCAGCUAUGUGCGGAAAAUACAUUACUUCACAUAACCUAACAAAAAAUGCACAAAUAUGUAAACUUUUCUACAGUAUUACUUUGAUAAAAGAACACACAUUGUGAUGUAGGAUUGAACUUCCAACAGGAACAAAAAUCUAGGUUUUAGCCAAUGUUUUUGUUUGGCGAUUUUUUGAUUUUUUGUUAUUUUCCGGAAAACGGAAGAACGGGAAACAAUUAUUCUUGAAGAUUGUGACGCCAAUAAUCAAAAUUACCUCAAUGGCUUUUGUUAAAAAAAAUAUUUUUUACAGCUUGGUCGUUAAUGGGUUAAGUUUCAACAAGAAUUCUACGAGGAGAUUUAUCAAAUCGUUCCUGCUCACGCAUUGUCGAUAUGUACGCACUGUGAAAAGCGAAAGAAAUAAGUUAUAAACUAGAUCGUCUGAUUGUAAUUUCUACUUUGUCACCUCAUGAUUUGAGCGAUCUAGCCGGGCUCCAAAGUGCCGAACAGAGAGACCGUUCCAGUGAACAAUUCUGAUUAUGCGAUUUUCCCUUUAAAGCUUGAGUAACUCAAUAUAUGGAUGCAAAAAAAAAAUCGGAUCUCUCUCAGAACCAUGUCAAUGAACUGAACAUGAAGGUUUAUUGCACUUUUAACGCAAUAUGGCAAAAAAGAGUACUCCAAUUUGGUUCUGAUUAUAUCUCGAGCUUUUCUUAGAAUACCACGCAUCAUAUUUUGGACACUCUUUCGGCUAACCUGAAUGGCCGUUUUAUCCCACCAUCUCUCCACCUCGUUGUCUCGAUACCACUUGGAAUCCUUUCUUUUUGUUUAUGAAGAAAAUGGAAAUGGCUUUUCCUAUCCGCAGCAGCAAAUACCUUGUUCAAUUCUGACAACGUAUUUGCACAUUUAUUUCCUUGUGAAUUCAUCGGCAAAAUCUAAUUUUUAUUAGAUUUUAUAAGAUUUUAUUAGUUUUAUAGAACAUUUGUUCAUAAUUCAUUUUUACGAACGUUUAGUCGCCCAUGAGAAUGCUAUCCUUUGUACUUCGUACACCUAAAAUAAAUAAUUUACGCAUUUUUGGCAUCGUCAUAAAUAAGCUUAAAAGUUUCAUGAAAUGUGCUAUCGACCCAUACUGGUACAGCAUUUGAUCAAGCGAGAGGCGAAUUUAUGUAUAACAUAUAUGAGGGGCUCAGUAGGAAAGAGGUGUGAGUGACAUGUUCGAUUUUCUCUUCAUCGACUCUCUCUUUUAGUCAUAACUUAGCUGCAAACACAUUUCUAACUGUAUGUCACAAUUUGGACUAUAGGUCAAAACCGCAUCUAUCAUUUUCUAUAGUAAACUCCAAUUAGAACUUUUUGCAGCACAGUUAUUAACGAAAGAAAAUGUUGAUGAAGAGAGAAUCAAUCAAGUCACUAACCCCUUCCCUUCGAAGCCCCUUAUAUGACAUAUCAAUAUAAGAGAGCAAAAUAAAAGACACUUUGCAAAAGCAAGCCGCGUGUCUUCCUGUGGCGUCGCUUGGCAUUCGUUUUAAGUACAGGCUCAAGCUGGCAUUCAGUCUGAGAGAAUGAGAGGUCUGCUUAUGUAUGGAGCAGAAACAAUUCAACACUCUUAAAAAAAAUUAAAAAUCUUUCCUGCCGAGAAUGAUAUUUUUUUGCCAACGUAAGUUUGGGUAUAUGAACCUCAUUGUACAACUUCCGGCACGUCUUUUGGUCAUCAUAUUCUACUUCAGUGUCCUGUUUGGUUGCUUGCUGACCCGAAAAGAUCGAAAUCUUCCUCACAGACGAAUCUAUUUCGCUGUACUUUGGCUGGCAUUGAAUUUCCUGGCGAUAUCAUGAUCCAACAGCCCUGGGCCUGCCCUAAUCAUUCUCAAAACAUUCAAAUGCAGCUUCUGAUCCUUAGUUCCCCUACGACGCAUGCUAUGAUCCUUCCGAUCGAUAGUAUGUAGCUCACGAAAAUGUCUGAGAACGCUACACACAGUCGAUUCAGCCAAUUUCAACAAUUUCGCGAUUUUUUAAUCUGACCAAAUCGUCGGAUUAUCGAAGUGGAUGUCCAAUAUUCAUUUUACGUUUGCGGCUUCCUUCAAGUAUAGCUUUUCUGAAACGAUAUGAAUAGCGACGAAUUUUUCAGCACUGAAAGAGGGAACAUUUCAAAACAAACUUCUGUGAAAACAUUCCAGAUCCGACCACUUGGAGCGCGGUCGUAGAAUAAACAGUGCGUAUAGAUAUUAAAUGAAUCGAACUUUACGUCAUAAAAUGACAAUCGAACUCUUCAAACCCACGAAAUUAAAAAUUUCCCUUUAUUUUCUAAACACACCUCGUGUGAGGGAAAAACGAGUAGACCCUGGGCAUAACUGACCGAAAAUUCAGUUUAUUACAAACCUAGUGUCCGCGAAUGGUUGAAAUUAAAUAGAAAUGAAAUUGCUUUCACAAUAUUCUCACGAAACCGCAAAAAUCGCCCAGAGAACAACUGCAACAGAAACAAUCACUCAGAAAAAAGUAUAAUGUCACAAGUAGGUUAGAACAUCAUAGGAAUAAAUGUCUCACGAAAAAAGCGUAAUUUCUACCAUAAAUCUUUUCUCCGUUUCUUUUUUUCGAAAUUUAUUCUGAGAUCAAUGUAAUGGGAUCGAAGUCCCCAUUUAACAAGGAUAAGCAAUCCGAGUCGGUCGCCGACCCGCCGUCGGAUGCGGCGGUCUCUCGCAUGAAAAUCUGUGUUUCACUAACUGUCCGAUUAGUUUGAAUCAUAGGAUAAGAUCCUUUAGCAAGGUUCGAUCGAACUUUAGGGAACGUCGGAUGGCAUACGUUUUCUUGGUUCUAAAAUAUAUCAUUCAUUGUAAUUCAAAACUAUUGCACCACGAUCUGAAGAAAUUUUCACAAUUAUAGGUAUUUUGGUUUGAACAUUUAGUGUGACAAAUCAUAACUCGUAUAAUCGCGCACGAUAUCACAGACCGUCUUAUAUCCAUGAUGUUUUUCCGUGUCAGAAUAUUUCUAGUCUGUUUGUGACAUUACACUUUUUUCUGAGGGUUUAUUUCUGUUGCAGUUGUUUUCUUGGCGUUUUUUUUCCGGGGAGCUCACGAAACAUGUAAUAAGUGUUGCUAUAGAACUAAUGAUACUUUUUUAACAUGUGUGUCGUGGUAGCUGUGAAUCAUAUGUUUUGUGAACAAUUUGAUCUGCCAUUGCAUCAUGGCUUGCCUAACCUAUAACAUUGUCGUAAAAAAUUGCAUAUUUCAAUUCGAAAGACUCAUCGCAAUCUUUUGUCCUAAAUCAACAUAAUAUUCGCAUACAAAACUCAUAUAGGGCAGAUAUAAUGCCAAAAAGGCAAAAUAUAGGGACCUUUAAUUACUACACUGCCCAUGUUUUUAAAGGAGACGUAAACGAACAAAAUCGACUUUUUCGCUGUUUCGCAUUCUACACAAUGUAAUACGUUUGCUCAACAUGCAAACAAACAUUUUUUGUUCGAAAACAUUUAAGCAAUUUUGAAAAAACCUUUCCGAAAAAUCAUUGUUUGUCCGCAUAACAGACGUAGUCCCAUGCAGCUUCCACACAUCGUUCGAAAAUUAACAUUUGUCAGUAUUAUGUGCUAUAAGCUAAAUCUACAUUUGAAUCACAUUCUUUGUAGAGUUCAAACAUGUCUGUCACGAUAGUGUCUUAUUACUUAGUGUUUCCUAAUAGAUGAACAUAAAAAAAAAUCAUUGAAACUCAUAUAAUAACUAUUUUCUGUACACGAUGAACGAAGAGAAGCAAUUGUGUUUUUUAAUGUUAUAAUUAGCUAAAUUUCUGCAUUUGAAUCUUCAAGUAAAUAAUGAAACAAUCAGAUCAGUAGUAAAAUUAAAAUAAUAUUGAUUCUUAGCAUUAUAACUCCUCGGAUUCAACAUUGAAUAAUUCCACAUAGUCAGCAUUUACUCAUACCGUUGGAGUAAGUCACUCCACCAUCUUUAUGCGAUUGAUCGUGAUAUCGGUAAAUCAUGUUGCUAAAAUUACCAACAUUGCAGAUUGCCUUUACAAAUUUAAUUAAUUGAAGAAACACAAACCUGCUGUUCUUAUCAUAUCCCAGAGUAUUAUUCAGGAAAAAAAAUUCUAUCCUUUUCCAGACAUUUCACUAAAUUUCUCCCAAACCUUUUUGAUUUUAUCCGAACAACUGAAACUACCGACGGAGACGUUUUGACUAUUAUCGGAAUUGUAAAUACUAACGCUACAAACAGAGCAACCUGGUAAUUACGUCUAGCUAUGCGGACAAAUGUUCAAUGAAACGAUUUAUUGACCGCACAAAUAGACGCAAGCGUUUUCCAAAUGGAUAAAAAUAUGUUAUAAUCCGCAAAAUCACCUAGGUCCUCUUUUUGCCGAUAAUAUCCUUCAACUGGACAGAUCAUUUCAUCGGAAAUUUGCAUGGUUAUGCUUGUAGGCCAAAAAACAACAAAAAUGCGUUUUCCCAACUCUAAUGGUGUUGUCGAUUACGUUUCCUAUGCAAUCAUGAGCAGUACAGUUACUGUUUUUCAUAAGCAUUGCUAGUGUUUAUGUAAGGUGCCGUAAAAAUGUCAUUUUCUGUUUAUUUAAAAAAGAAACAAGUCAUCAAUCCGGUCGCUGUUUAACAUGUGACAAAAGCUUAAGCGUUCAAAACCAAUUGGUGCAAACAUUUUGUAAACCCAUCAAGAAAUAACUUAUCAACAAGCGUUCAAAAUUCGAUCAUUUCCGUGACGCGACCGAUAUCUGGUUUUUCAAUUUGUACUCUAUAUACGUUCCCGGAAGACGACGUCAAAAAAUGUGGAUGUUGAAACCAUUAUGAAUGUUAUAGUUGAGGAACAGCUUUGUUUAUUAUUAUUCGGAUUUACGGAACAUUUUUCGAAACUAAUAGUAAAUGUAAUAUGAAAAUUCCCCGAUGAGACGAACCCUUAUAUCACUCAGAACUUUCGAAUUAGGGUAUACUACAUGGGCUGAAAAGUCCCGGGAUUUUCAAUAAAAACAAUCGUUUCUUGGGUAAAGCUGUAUUUAUUCCUCAACAUAGUUUCCUUCGAGGGCAAUAUACUUGGUAUAGCGAGUUUCCAAUUCCCUUUCUGUAGUACGAACCGUCUAAGUCUUCGAAAUACGCCUCAGUGCCACUCUGCAGACUGCCUAUUGGACUCAUAAAUGUGGUAAUAGAUGCUCGUUUCAUCCACUAUCACAAAAAGUCUGAAGAAGUCCACUCGAUUACGCUUCAACAACGCCAAACCGGAUGUUGAAUCAUCAACGCGCCGCUGUUUUUGGUCGACGGUCAGCAAACGCGGCACCCAUCGCGCGGAUAGCUUUUUCAUGUCCAAAAUGUCGUGCAAAGUGUAUUCGUUGAAAUGCCUAUGGUCUUAGCUUCACUUUACGGUCGUUCAAAACGAGUUGAUGCACUUGUUUUACGAUUUCUGGAUUCGUGGCCUCUUUUGGCCCUCCAGAGUGAGGUGCAUCUGCGGUGCUUGUACGGUCCAUUUUAAAUUCACUAAACCACCAAUAAACUGUUGUUUUCAAGGGAGCAGAAGUGGAAUAACAUUUCGUCAACCACUGCAUUAGUUGUUCAGGAGCUUUUCCCAUCAAAAAACAAUGUUUCAUCAAAAUACGAUGUUCCUCAUUUUCCAUUUUCUAUAUGAAUGCUCAGAUAGUGACACUUACACAAUUGUAGUUUGUGAACAAAUAAACGAAAUGACAAGAAACUUCACACAUAAGCUAGUGACAGAUGAACUUCUCGAAAUGAAUCUUGUUUAUUUUUUAGUGGUGCUUUCCAUCUGUUAAAAAAUCCCUGUUUUUUCAGCCCAUGUAGUAUCUGUUUCUCAUGAGGAUUUGCUAUCUAGAUCACGGUUGAUACAGAUGAAUGAGUCGAAAAUAGUUGCAUUUGGAUCAAAGUUUGCAGUCAGACUACUGAUACCCAGUGAAAGCCCUGUUUCAGCAUUAGUUAGUUUGUACUAACAAAAAGCGCAUUGAAGCUUACUAGCAUUAAAAUGGUCAUAAACUGCCAAUAAAGAUGCCGAUUUAGUGCCGUACUAGGGUUAGAAGGCGAUUAACCCCGAGGUAGACAUUCGCCACGUCAUUACUGAUGUACGACAUUCAUUGCUGCAAAAAGUGAGCGAAAAUUAGUCUUCCCGAUUGAUGUCGGACUUCGAACCGGUUGAGGUAGCCGAAAAUCGGAAAUCAUUUAAGAAUAAAUCGGCAAAGAUUUCUCUUCUUAAUAGAGACUGAUUCAACGCAUUUGACACCAUUUAGUGGUGUAUUAGUUCAAUUAUGUAUCUUCAAAUAAAGAAUUUAAUCAAAUUGUUACAUUACAGUUCUCGAGCAAGUAAUUUUGCCAUCAAAUUCUAUUUAGCGUUUUUUUCUGUAUUGAGCACUUGUUUGACCUCGUAUGACUUCAUUCUGGAAAGUAGCUUCAACCUAUGGACGAAUUCUGACGGCGUUCCUAUCCUCCAAGCCAUUAUUCGAAUAGAGAAGUCGGGAUUCCUUUCUGGAAACGUUCUCACCUUUCUGUUCAAUAUUCCAACAUCGUAAUAUCACGACCAAUAUUUUUGUCACUUUUUGAUUUCUCUUCGAAGGUUAAGAAAUGUUUUUUUUAUCCAAAAUAUAUAUUUUUAUUAAGGCUCAUAUGGUGUCAACCUGAAGGGGCCGGGAGUUCAAUAUUUUGACAAUGUUUGCCUUAUAACUAUGUUAGUAAUAUGUAACCGAUUACUCGCGGUUGGCUCGAGGUUAGUAUUACAAGUGUUUUCGUAAUUAUGAUGUUGCUGUCUCCAAUGCUCUGUACCUGUGCCCGACACGGGAUACUUUCUUUUGGGAUGCGGCUGACCAUUAAUCAGCAACGCUCCCUAGUCUGUACCCCAUAUCUAGCGUGGUGCGUCUUCUCGACUCGAGGAAUCCAGGAUAGAGUUAUCAUGAGCGGAACAACCUUUGGCUCUUGUUGAAUGAUCAGUGGACUGCACAACCUUUGGCCCGUGUAUCUGUAAAGAGUGUGUGUAUGUAUUGCCGCGACUAAGUAAACAUAACUUUUCUGCAGUUUAACGUAUCAAAAGGUUAGGUUUUUCAUUUCGACUGUACAAAAUCCGUUCGAGCAUUUCUUUUUCGCUAAUUCUCAAUUUUGACACUGCUCGCGGAAUAUCACAAUUGAUCAUAAUAAAAAAAACAAGAAGUGGGUUAUAUCUGGGAUAUAACCGCAAGGUAGACGUAGGACUAUCGUUGGAUCGGUAAUCAUUUAUUUGAAAUUGCAUCUGAAUCAAUUCUUAUUGAAUGAAUGAAUGAAUAGUUCGUAAGAUUGCUGAAAGUUUUUCUUGUUAGUGUGUUAUCAACAUGAAAUUCAACUCUUUCGAACUUGUUGGUGGCACCAAAACGAACCCAUGGAAUUUGAGUGGCAUUGUAAAAACAACUGAAGAUGUUUGAUGCAUGAUUCAUUUUUGUUUUCGUGAGAAUAACACGAGAUUUUUCAUGAUCACUCCAUGCGCAGAAUAGAAACUGAGGGCGUCAUGUCAUGGUGAAAACGAAAUAAAGUCUAUAUAACCUUGCAUAAAAUUCAUUUCGUUUUUAUCGUGAUGUGGCAAUUAUUCAUGACUGUUCCAUGCGAAAGCAGAACAGAAACUGAUACUAUUGGAUUGCAUCACACCAAGUCGAAUGCGUAAAUGGGUGCGAAUAUUCCUUCACUCGGAAGCAUUCACACCAAACAAUUUUUCAUGACUGUUCCAUGCGAAAGCAGAACAGAUACUGAUGCGAGUAAAAGUACUCUUCUUCUUCUUUUUGGCUUUAAGAGGGUUUAAACUUUUCGGUUCAUUCGCCUCUAAAAAGUACUCACGCCUUGCAUGUGUCCGCUAUGGUUACCCAAACACUAAUGCAAGCGAGCAAAAGAAAUCACAGCUUGCAUGUAUUCGCUAUGACUACAUUUUGCGUCCGUGUUCGGGAACACAUUACGAUCACCAAUCAUCAUCAAUGAGCUAGAUUGUUAUGAUUUCAAUAGCUUGCUUUCAAAGCAAAUUUUUAAGCUAUUGAAACGAUUCAACAUUCAAAACCUUGCAGUCCAGCGUCACCCUCUCGUUUUCGAAAUUUUGAACUCACACCCCGGUACAGAAAUGAAAAACGUAGUCCUACGUCAAAACUACAGAUUACAGACGUUCAGUUCUGUUCGAGUUUUUUGUUUCAAACUAAACAACUUCCGCAAAUUGUUUCAAUAUAUCAGCAUGAAAAAUAAUAUAAUGAAUAAUGAUGAACACAUAUAUGUAGAUGUUCAACGGUCAACGUUGUACGGCGUAAUCAUUAUUGUGCAGGUCACUAUACAAGCGACUCCCAUUCACAUGGAUACAGUAGCUUAACCAUGUAAUAAUGGCACACGGAAUCCGUGAUCUUAUUUUCAAUUCUAGCUGAACAAAAGCAAACAAAUUGAGUUUCGUUCCCGUAGAAAAAAAACAAUGCCCACAGCAUCCCAAUAUUAAUAGUGAUUGAAACAAUGUGAACGUUUGGCGGUGGUGCUAUCAAGUCUAGAGUCCGAUUAAAAUUAAACCCCAUUCAGAAGCGAGCAAACUUAAUUAGGGUCGUACGAAAAGCGAUUAAAAAUUAUGCCUUCAUCGUUGCCUAUUUCCGCACUCACAUAAAAGUUUGAAAAACAUGCGACCGGGGAAUCAAGGGCAACAACCAGCCAUUUCUAAUCAUUAGUAAAGGUGUAAAAAGCGGGCGCAAAGUGUCGUUCCUUUUGCUGAAGCUACCUCCCGCUGCAGGCGGCAAUCCAGAUCAAAGUAACCGGACGCAAAAUGAAUGAAAAAUAAACAGGCGCACAGACGCGUGCACACAGUCAGACACACUCACACACACACGCUCGCUCGUUUUCACAAUGAAAGCGUCAAAAGUGAGAUGGACUCAAGCAGCCUCCGUUCGUUUGAAGCAGGCUUUGAAAAUCGUGAUAAGCACGGGGCGUUCAGAAAGCCCGAACACAAUCGUGGGGAAGCAGAACCAGAAUUUUGACAAAAUGAACAUCCCUAGCGCCGCGUGCGUUUAAAAUAAUAAUUAGCAGUGAAUGAGGAGACGUAAGAAAAAUUGCAGCUAAUGUCAUAAUUUAAAACUGAGAGCAGCAGCGACGGUAGCACAACAAAAAAAAUGACAGAAGAAUAAAAAACACAAGAAACACACGUUAGCCGAUAGUGAUAUGAUAAAUUAAAACAAUCCUAGUUAAGUGACGUGAACAAAAAAACAAACCAGCAAAGCAAAUCAAACUCUUGUAAUCUGUGGAAAUUUUGAAAGCAAUAUCUUCUUGACAAAUCUUGAUAUACAUGGAAUACAGCAUUAUUACACACAAAAACACACGCGAACACUAUUCACAAUUAUACUCAAGGGGUCCCCAGCUGUUUUUCUCUCCAAGAGGGAAACCGUUUUGUUUUGCUUUUCAAAAGAAAACACACCUCUAUAUUUGUAGCUCUUCGUUUGUAAAACUGUGUAAAAAAAGACUCUAGUUGUUGAAGUUUGUGUAAAUAGAUAGGAAGUGACAGUGGUAAACACUUAAAAAUGAUAUCCCGUGAAUUCGGCUCUUGAAAAAAAAACGCGAUCUAAAAGAAAAAAGAAACACUUGAGAGUAAUUGUACAUAGUAAGCAAAAAUUUAGCGCUAGGGAGAUGAGAGAAAAAACUAUCAAAUUUGACCUAAUCUUUACAAUAUCACAUUAAAGGAUCCUUAUAUCAUAGAAAAGUAAACAAAACAAACUCAAGCAAAACAAAAUAAAACAUAGCCUGAAAGAGCUAGAAAUCUGUAAUGCAUGGGCAUCAUAUUUCAGAGAUGAAGAGAACAACGCUAAUUUAUAUUACACUUCAUUGCGAGAAUACACAUACACACCCCAGAUGCGAAUACACACAUACACACAAACACGAACCGUACUUUAGAAGUCUAGUUAAAUUAUACUGAAUCUACUGUUAGGAAGCAGAAACAAAACAAACUAAACCGAUAUAAUUUAAAGUGAUGAUGUCAAUGCAAGUGAGAAAAUCCACACAUCGGAAAGCGUCUGUAUAUAUUAGAAUCUAGAUGGAACACUCGAUUGAAGUGACACACGUGCAAGGUGAAAAUAAACGACUAUUUUUGACUAUAACAA